GGCUGCUCUGGCUCCAUCUCGUGAUACCACCCGUACUGACCCCCGAAACAUCAGCAGCACCCUCUCCAUCCUGAAGAGCACAGGAACAGGCUUGUCUAACACUCGUGGGGCCUUAAGAUCCAGAGCCGUACUCCCUGAAAACAUCAACCAGCUGUGCCAGAGUCAGUUUAAGAGACAACAUCACCUGAACGAAUGUACGCAGGCCCCCAUCGCUGCAGUGGCCUCCUCUCAGGAGAGACAGCCACAGCCCUGCUUACCAUCCUCGAAGCCUGUCUUCCUUGCACACCUGCUAAAAAGGUGCGAGAUGUUCUCCUCUGACUCGAUCUCCUCGAUUGAAGAACGGCUUAAAAAGCAUGAGAUAUAUCCACACAUCCUGGGAGUGCAGGUCUGGGACAAACAGCAGCCAUGUGAAACACAGUGGCCACAGUCCAAGCAGUCGUUUCUUCCAACUGGUGAUGAUGGAGAUUUUGUUUUACAAAAGCGAAAUGACUCCUCUGAAAGCCCCAUCCCCUCCUCAGCUGUGACGGUCUAUAAGAGCGCUUUCAUCUCAGAGCUGCCGAGCACACACCACAGCCCGUCUCUGACAGACGCUGCGCUAAACCCUUUCCACAAAGCAGACAGAGGAGCGCUGCUGUCACAACACGGAUGAUGGUGGAAUCAGCAGCCAAUCACAGUCCAGACUGUAGCUCUGUAUGCAAUGGGUCCGCAGCUCUGAAGGGCCACGAGGGGCCACCAGUGUUGGUCGAUGCCUGGCUGGUCCCCACUUUCUUCGGCCUCAUCAUGCUGGUCGGCUUGGUUGGAAACUCUCUGGUCAUCCAUGUGGUCACCAAGCACCAGCAGAUGAAGACUGUCACCAACUUCUACAUAGUGAACCUGGCUACAACCGAUAUCUUGUUUCUGGUCUGUUGCGUGCCUUUCACUGCCACACUGUACCCACUGCCCAGCUGGAUCUUUGGAGAAUUUAUGUGUCGACUGGUCAACUACCUUCAACAAGUGACUGCUCAGGCGACAUGCAUCACUCUGUCAGCUAUGAGUGUGGACCGCUGCUAUGUGACUGUCUAUCCUCUGCAGUCACUGCAGCACCGAACCCCACGCAUGGCUCUGGCCAUGUCUGUGUCUAUCUGGAUAGGCUCCCUGCUUCUGUCGAUCCCAGUCGCUGUGUACCAGCGUCUGGAGGCAGGAUACUGGUUUGGUCCUCAGACGUACUGCAGUGAGGUCUUCCCUUCAGCUCAGCUCCAGAGAGCCUUCAUCAUCUACAGCUUCCUGGCUGUCUACCUGCUACCCCUGUUCACGAUCACCGCCUGCUACGCCUUCAUGCUCAAACGCAUGGGGCAACCCAGAGUGAAUCCCAUCGACAGUAGCUACCAACUUCAGGCACAGGCAGAGCGAGCAGCGGCAGUGCGGGCGCGAGUCUCCCGGAUGGUGGUGGUGAUGGUGGCCCUAUUCCUCAUCUGCUGGGGCCCCAUCCAGGUCUGCAUCCUCCUGCAAGCUUUUGGCCUCCGCAGUUACGUUCUAUACAAGCUGAAGAUUUGGGGUCACUGCAUGUCUUACUCCAACUCCUCCGUCAAUCCCCUGGUUUACGCCUUUAUGGGCAACAACUUCAGAAAGGCCUUCAAGCAGGCCUUCCCUGCCACAUUCCUGUGGCGCACAAGGAGGAGAGUGAGGGUAGGAAACAUGGACGCAGCGGACGAUGGAGAGACUGAUCGGCAGACACCCAAAGGAGAGGCAGAGAUGCACUAUCUUUCAUCUGGGUCCUAAAGGCCAUGCCGGGCAUUCGGACACUGUGAACUCAUUGUUUAUUUAUCAUGUGUUCUGGAGAUGAGAGCAGUCUGCUUGCACUGGUCUCUCUCUGUGUGUGUGUGUGUGUGUGUGUGUGUGUGUGUGUGUGUGUUUGGAUGUAGACAUGCAAACAGAGAGAGAG
Messenger RNA from Scatophagus argus, 1921 nucleotides. It is a transcript of the gene kiss1rb, whose product is annotated as KISS1 receptor b. Lineage: Eukaryota; Metazoa; Chordata; Actinopteri; Scatophagidae. The record is from RefSeq and is a predicted model, not a curated record. Gene Ontology annotation, molecular function: G protein-coupled peptide receptor activity. The transcript has 8 exons. Bases 646 to 1758 code for a protein of 370 amino acids. Gene Ontology annotation, cellular component: membrane. Gene Ontology annotation, biological process: neuropeptide signaling pathway.